AUAGGUUGAAUCCGCCAUUUGUGACCGAUAUAUAACCCAAAUACCAUCAUCAUUCUUUAUCAAUUUCAUUUCUACUUCUCUGUUAAUUUGCUUAUCCCUGUAAUGUUGAAACUAAUUGCCGCCCCUGUAUCUGACGCCUGGUCACGGUGGUGGGGAUUUGGCUAUGGCGAUGAACUAGUCGCUAGUACCAUUCUCAUCAUCGCCGCUAUGUUUUCUAUAUUCUGGCUUGUAUGGAUCUUUUUAUCAAAGGACACCCACCCGCCUCUGCCGCCCGGCCCACGAUCUCUGCCACUCGUCGGAAACCUCCUGUCUCUUGAUCCAGAGCUCCACUCCUACUUCGCCACCCUUGCAAAAACGUACGGUCCUAUUUCCAGGAUCUGGCUCGGUAAAAGAGUGGGAAUCGUGAUCACCUCCCCGGCCCUAGCCCGUGAAGUUCUUAAACUCAACGACACCACCUUCUCCAACCGUGACGUUCCUGUUGCCGGCAUGGAGUUGACGUAUGGUGGAAACGACAUCGUCUGGUCCCCUUAUGGUGAUCAGUGGCGGAUGUUGAGAAAGAUUUGUGUUCAUGAAAUGCUUAGCAACAAAACUUUGGAUUCCGUUUACUCUCUCCGGCGGAAAGAGAUCCGGAACACAGUUAACUACUUUUACCGCCGUGUCGGGUCUCCGGUGAACUUAGGCGAACAGAUGUUUUUGACUGUGUUGAAUGUGAUUACCGGGAUGAUGUGGGGUGGCACCGUGAAGGAGGAGGAUAGGGCGAGCCUAGGAGCGGAGUUCCGGCAAGUGGUCACCGAGAUGACCGGAUACUUGGGGAUGCCGAACUUGUCCGACUUUUAUCCGGGAUUGGCCAGGUUUGAUCUUCAAGGAGUUAAAAAAAACAUGAAAUUGUUGGCGAAGAAAUUCGAUGUAAUCUUUGAGACGAUGAUUGAUCAAAGGAGGAAGAUGGGUGGCGAUGAAAACUCGGAUUUUUUACAGUUUUUGUUGCAGCUUAAAGACGACACAGAUUCCAAAACACCAUUCACAAUGGCACAUCUCAAAGCUUUGCUCAUGGAUAUGGUGGUUGGAGGGACAGAAACGACUUCAAAUACUGUCGAGUUUGCACUGGCUGAGAUGAUGAACAAACCGGAAAUCCUGAAAAAGGCACAACAAGAAUUAGAAACGGUGGUCGGAAAAGACAACAUAGUGGAAGAAUCCCACAUCAACAAACUGCCAUAUCUAUACGCCAUCAUGAAAGAAGUUCUUCGUUUACACCCAACACUUCCACUGUUGAUCCCACGUUGCCCUAGCGAAUCAUGUGUGAUUGGUGGCUACAUGGUUCCAAAAGGUGCUCGAAUGUUCAUCAAUGCAUGGGCAAUACAUAGAGACCCUACGAUUUGGGAAAACCCAUUGGAGUUUCGACCUGAAAGGUUUUUGGAUAGCAAGUGGGAUUACAAUGGCAACGACUUCAAUUAUCUUCCAUUUGGUUCUGGAAGGAGGAUAUGUGCAGGGCUAGCAAUGGCGGAGAGAAUGUUUAUGUUUUUGCUUGCAUCGCUUGUUCAUUCUUUUGAUUGGGAAUUGGGUCCCGGAGAGAAACAUGAUCUUUCUGAAAAGUUUGGCAUUGUUUUGAAGAAGAAAGUUGCUCUCAUUGCAAUUCCAACACCAAGAUUCUCAAGCCCCACAAUGUACGACUGAAGAAAGCUUCAAAUGGGGUUAUACUUGGCCGAAGCCUUACAAGGAAAAGACUUGACAAACAACUAAGCUAAAUCACAACCCCAAAGCAACACAAACCCUCACACCCCCCGCCCAUGGCAAAGCUACAAGACACUAAACGGGGAACAACACCAAUUCGCCCAAUUACAAUUGCCAAAAUUACCCCUAUGCUUAACCCAUCCAAAGACCAUAGUUAUAAUGUUGUCCACAACUUUAGAAAUGGUUGUAGGCACCUGAUUAAAAAGCCUAUCAUUCCGGCCCUUCCAAAUACACCACAGACCUCCGUACAAUAUGGCAAGAAAGACCUUCCUUUUUUUUGGGCAGUUUCCCCACUUAGCAGCAAAAUUCAAAGCUUCAGAAAUCGAAGAGAAAGAGACAAAAGGGACAUCACACCACUUAAAAAUCCACUUGAACGCUUCCUUAGCAAGAUCGCAAGCAAUAAGCAAGUGAUCCGUAUCAUCCACACCAUUAAUGCAAAAGAGACACCUGGUAGAAGCAACACCCACACCCCUCCUUGAAAGAGCCAUGGAGGAAGGGAUACCAUCCAAACUAGCCCUCCAAACAAAGCAGAUUAUUUUUAAGGGGACAAGAUUCACCCAACCGGUUGUACUAUUAGUCCCAAUGGUGACUUUGGAGUCGAUGAGCUUACGAAUGUCUCUAACAUAGAACUGCCCAUCACUAGAAAGCUUGGAUUUCCAAGAGUCAGGAUCCGAGGACAAGGUAACCCCAUCGAGGAGCCGACAGAGUUGGGCCAGUUCUGCCAUCUCCACGGGAAGGCUGGGAAUUUUCCUCCAAGCCCAUAAAAAACCAUUCGAAGAAAAUCUUUCUGCCAGAAAACAAGACUUACGUUU
This is a messenger RNA of Lactuca sativa (garden lettuce), 2540 nucleotides long. Its product is annotated as flavonoid 3'-monooxygenase CYP75B137. NCBI's taxonomy places the organism in Eukaryota, Viridiplantae, Streptophyta, Magnoliopsida, Asterales, Asteraceae. Gene Ontology annotation, molecular function: iron ion binding; monooxygenase activity; heme binding. The record is from RefSeq and is a predicted model, not a curated record.